CAGAUCUGUCCGGCAUUGAAAACGCACCUUAAUGAUUUAAACAAACAGCUAUGGUGUUACACAUUAAAAGCCGAAGUAAGUGAAUAUGCUGAGAUUGACUACUCUCUGAUGUCUGUUGACAUCUCUGCUAACAACAUUGAGAUGGGAUUAAAGGGUGUAUUCAACAACACUCAACAGCACAUAGAACCCCCCCUCUCUCCUCCCCCAGCUUUCUCAUUGGCUUCCCAGAGAACCAACAUGUUCUACAUUGCAGUAUCUGCUUUCACCAUCAACUCAGCAUUCAUGGUGCUCCACAAAACUAAUGUGUCUAACAUCAGAAUCACUGAUGACAUGGUGCCUUCUGUUUCUCCAAUUCGUCUCAGCACCACAACAUUUGGAGCAUUCAUUCCUCAAAUUUCUGAAACACACCCUGAUCUGAAGCUGGAUCUGAAGGUCAAGACAGUGAAGGAGCCCAUCAUUAAAUUUGAACAAGAUCAUGUGAUUCUUCAGCUCCUGAGUACAGUGACAGCUUAUGAUGUCCAAUCUGACGACAUACCGCAUAAACUCUUUGUCCUCGAUCUGGAAAGCGUUGCCAGUGUUCAAAUGUCUGUAGAAAAGGGUGAUCUGGUAUUCGAUUUAACCCUUGAGAAGUGAGUAUUUGUGAAGUGUGAUAAGCAUCUCAAAAAGACAAUAAUGGUAACUCUAUAUUCUCUUGAACAGAAUUGAAGGGAGUAUGAACGGCAAACCAUUAAAGGUACGAGUCAAAAGGAAGUUAUUAUUAAAAGUGUGUUUAAAAAUAAAUACUAAUAAAUAAAUAAAAUCAAGUCUCACCUGAACAAUAAUUCUAAUCAGCAGUUCAAAAAAAACAAUUUCCUGACCGUGAUCAUGCACGACAUUGUGUUUCCCAUUAUUAAAGGUAAGAGUUUUUUGCUAUAACGAAUGAUGAUGUAGUUUCAGAAGAUGAGCAUGUUAUUAACUCAUAAUCUCAU
Molecule: messenger RNA, 968 nt
Organism: Carassius carassius (crucian carp)
Lineage: Eukaryota; Metazoa; Chordata; Actinopteri; Cypriniformes; Cyprinidae
Product: bactericidal permeability-increasing protein-like
Exons: 6
Coding region: 109-633 (174 amino acids)
Molecular function (GO): lipid binding
Source: RefSeq, a predicted model, not a curated record